AUGGCCACCCUUUGGGCUGGUAUCAGGAACAACUUUCGUGAGAACUUUGCAACGAAUCAAGCCGCUGUAUUGGUAGAUCGUGACGACGAUAGCUUUUAUACCAGAUGGAAAACCAUCCAAAAACUGGUUUUAAAGUACACUUCUUUCUAUGACCAGGUUCAAAACGGUCCUUCUCCCAGUGGCUCUGGGCCCAACGAAAUGAUUGACAGAGCAGACGUGCUCUUCGAAAAAGACGUUGAACCAAAGUUCAAGUCGAUGCUUGAGGUUUCUGCUAUCAAAGCAAAAGGAAAGCGAAAGGCAAUCAAUUCUUUAGCUGUGGAAAAUGACGUUGACGAGGUCCGACCCAUUGGUCGCAAGAAAGAGAAACGUUUGGCAAGCGGCGAAGGCUUAAAGGCCGCAAGUGAAAGUAGAAGUGCCAAGAACAUCGAGCUUUUGCUUGAAUGCAACAGGGAAAGGAUUAGAUUGUUACAGAUGACAAGAGAAGACGAAAUUAUGAAAAAGAACAUAUACAGCGUAGAUGAUCUUGACUAUCGUGAAUUACUGAUCGCACAGAAGAAGAGAAUUUUGGCUCGGAUGUGGGAAGAAGAACGUCGUCUUCAAAAGGAAAGUGAAUCAUCUUUGCUGAGAGAAGCCGAAAAAGACGAAGAUUGGAGUGACGUGGAGGUACCAGAAGAAGUAAGAGAAGGAGUAGAAGCAGGGGGAGACGAAGUUGGGGAAAAAGAAGAGGUAGACGAAGAGGUAGAUUAA
Messenger RNA from Mucor mucedo, 747 nucleotides. RefSeq lists its product as uncharacterized. Bases 1 to 747 code for a protein of 248 amino acids. NCBI's taxonomy places the organism in Eukaryota, Fungi, Mucoromycota, Mucoromycetes, Mucorales, Mucoraceae. The transcript is spliced from 3 exons. The record is from RefSeq and is a predicted model, not a curated record.